AACAGUCAAGCUCCACUUUUGCAAAAAGCUACUCUAAUUUCCCCUCACUUUAUAGACGGCACGCAUUUAAUAUGGCUUCUGGAUUCGGUUAUAACGGUGGUCGAGGCAGAUGCUUCAAUUUCUGGCAAGAAUUCAACAAAUGCUAUGCUAUGGCCGAUGCACCCCAAGACUGCAUCGCACAACGUGAUGAUUACUUAGAAUGCUUGCAUCACACCAAAGAGAACAUGCUUCAAAUGCCCAAGUUGGGUAAUUAUUUUGGUCAGACGGAAGAAAACCCGUUUUAACCUUCAGUUACGAUUUAUCUUUAGAUUGCCCGCGCCACCCGCAUCAAGGCCGAGGAACUCAAGCAGGCCGAUAAGAAGCGAAAGGAGGAGGCAGAGGGCCGCAAAGCUGCUGAUUCGGCUGCAAAGUCCAAUUUACCAAAACUGAAUAUCAUAGAUGAGCAGGCAAAGCAACCUGAAGCUGUCAAGGCAUAAAAUAGCCAACUAAAACAUCCCCCUUUUUCUUCUCUUACAUAAAACUUACACAGAAAUCAAAAACCAGCACAGUCGGACUGAAAUUUCUCUAUUGUAUGAUUUGAUUGCCAUUGAGAUAAAAAAAAGAUUUGACGUGAAUGCCGUCAUUGUCCUGUACUGGUUGGUAGUCG
Molecule: messenger RNA, 646 nt
Organism: Umbelopsis ramanniana AG
Lineage: Eukaryota; Fungi; Mucoromycota; Umbelopsidomycetes; Umbelopsidales; Umbelopsidaceae
Exons: 3
Coding region: 72-284 (70 amino acids)
Biological process (GO): mitochondrial respiratory chain complex I assembly
Source: RefSeq, a predicted model, not a curated record